Molecule: messenger RNA, 1442 nt
Organism: Vigna angularis (adzuki bean)
Lineage: Eukaryota; Viridiplantae; Streptophyta; Magnoliopsida; Fabales; Fabaceae
Product: glycine-rich cell wall structural protein
Exons: 1
Coding region: 64-1176 (370 amino acids)
Source: RefSeq, a predicted model, not a curated record
UUGCACCAAAUCGCAUUACUCUCACUUUCACAUUGUCUUUCUCUUCUUCCUCUUCAUCUUACGAUGAAAGUUGUUUCGGAUGGCAUUGUUGUCGUGUUUGCCUUCUGCAUUGUACUUGGUUGUGGUUCGUUGGUAGUGGGGGAGGUGGCAAAGGUUAAGGAUGACAAGCAUUUGAUUCAUCCCCCUCAUCUGUUGGGGCCUGGGAUUAUCAAGAGAGGGUUUAAGCGCGGUGGAAUUGGUUUUGGUGGUGGUUUGGGAGGAGGAGGUGGCGUAGGUGGUGGUGCCGGGGGAGGAGGUGGUCUUGGUGGUGGUGGAGGUCUUGGAGGAGGUGCAGGUGGCGGACUUGGCGGGGGUGCUGGAUUUGGUGGAGGUGCUGGUGGAGGCCUUGGAGGUGGAGGUGGGCUUGGUGGUGGUGGUGGUCUGGGAGGUGGAGGUGGGCUUGGUCACGGAGUCGGUGGUGGUGGCGGACUUGGUCAUGGUGUGGGUGGAGGCAUUGGAGGAGGAGCAGGUGGUGGUGGUGGCUUAGGAGGUGGAGGUGGAGGUGGGCUUGGUGGUGGUGGUGGAGUUGGUCACGGUAUUGGUGGUGGCGUUGGAGGAGGAGCAGGUGGUGGUGGUGGUUUAGGAGGUGGAGGUGGGCUUGGUGGUGGUGGUGGUAUUGGGGGAGGAGCAGGUGGUGGUGGUGGUUUAGGAGGUGGAGGUGGGCUUGGUCAUGGUGUUGGUGGCGGCAUUGGAGGAGGAGCAGGUGGUGGGCUUGGUCAUGGUGUCGGUGGUGGCAUUGGAGGUGGAGCAGGAGGCGGUGGUGGUUUGGGAGGUGGUGGUGGUUUGGGAGGUGGUGGUGGCAUUGGAGGGGGAGCGGGUGGUGGUUUAGGAGGUGGUGGUGGCGUUGGAGGGGGAGCGGGUGGCGGCGGUGGACUUGGUCAUGGUGUGGGUGGAGGCAUUGGAGGAGGAGCGGGUGGUGGUGUAGGGGGAGGUGGUGGUGCUGGUGGAGGAGGUGGGUUUGGCGGUGGUGGUGGGGUUGGAGGUGGUGUAGGUGGAGGAGGAGGGUUUGGAGGUGGAGGUGGAGUUGGAGGAGGAAUCGGAGGAGGAGGAGGUGGGGGAUUUGGUGGCGGUGGUGGCUUUGGAAUUAGUGGUGGUUUUGGUGGUGGCGGUGGUGCUGGAUUUGGUGGUGGGCACUAAGUAGAAUGUAAGAGUGUUGAUAUAAAGUUGGUGUGCAAGAGUCACUGAAAUUGUUUUUUACCCAUUCCAUGUUUUCUUUAAAGAAAACAGUUGAUGCUUAUUAGAUUUGAAUUAGUUAUAUUUCAGUGGUUUCUACUCUUGUAUAUCAGAUGCUAUGCUGUAUACAUGUCUUCUUGUUUGUAUUAAUCAUGCAUCGGAAGCAAAGCUUUGUAAGUUGUACUAAUUUUUGCCAAUAAUAUACCAUUUUUAUGGCAGUGUAAGUUCAA